Lolium rigidum is the source of this 852-nucleotide messenger RNA. Its product is annotated as xyloglucan endotransglucosylase/hydrolase protein 24-like. Gene Ontology annotation, molecular function: hydrolase activity, hydrolyzing O-glycosyl compounds; xyloglucan:xyloglucosyl transferase activity. The coding region runs from base 1 to 852 and encodes 283 amino acids. NCBI's taxonomy places the organism in Eukaryota, Viridiplantae, Streptophyta, Magnoliopsida, Poales, Poaceae. The transcript is spliced from 3 exons. Gene Ontology annotation, cellular component: apoplast; cell wall. Gene Ontology annotation, biological process: xyloglucan metabolic process; cell wall biogenesis. The record is from RefSeq and is a predicted model, not a curated record.
AUGGCGGUCAGCUCGAGGACGGAGGUCUGCGUGCUAGCGGUGCUCGUGGCGCUCUGCAUUGCCGCGCGGACGGCGGUGGUGGCCGGGGGCAUUAUCGAGGACGGGCUAGAGCUUGACUGGGGACAGGGGAACGUUUCGAAGGACGGCCAGGUCAUCUCGCUGUACCUCGACCGGGACUCCGGCGGCUCGGGCCUCCGGUCCAGAGACACGUACCUGUACGCGCGCACCGACCUGCAGAUCAAGCUCGUCCCCAACAACUCCGCCGGCACCGUCACCACCUUCUUCUUCCUGUCGGAGGGGCCAUGGGAGAUACACGACGAGAUCGACCUGGAGUUCCUGGGCAACGUGAGCGGGCAGCCCUACACGCUCCACACCAACAUCUUCGCCAACGGCACCGGCCAGAAGGAGGAGCAGUUCCGCCUCUGGUUCGACCCCGCCACCGACUUCCACACCUACUCCAUCGUCUGGACACCCAAGCACAUCCUCGUGCUGGUGGACGGCACGCCGAUCCGGGAGUUCAGGAACCACGCGAAGAAGGGCGUGGCGUACCCGUACCCGUCGUCACAGCGGAUGCGGCUGUUCGGGAGCCUGUGGAACGCUGACGACUGGGCCACGCAGGGCGGCCGCGUCAAGACGGACUGGUCGGCGGCGCCGUUCCUCGCGCAGUACCGCAACUUCAAGGCGACCACGUCGUCGCCGGGCGGGUACGGCUACUACGACGACAAGGAGUUGGAUGGGACGACCAAGAAGAAGAUGGAGCGGGUGCGUGAGGAAUACAUGAUCUACAACUACUGCACGGACACCAAGAGGUUCCCCAACGGCGUGGCACCACCGGAGUGCUCCAUGAAAUAG